GCCACCGCCGCGGCCGGGCCUGCGGGCAGCGGGGCCGGGACAUGUGCGGCGGCGCGGCGGCGGGGAGCGGCGCCCCAGAGCCGGGCCGCGCCGCUUCCUGCCGCUAUAAAUAGCCGCCCGGCCCAACAUGUCCCGGCCGCCGCAGCGGCUGGAGCGCCGGCGGGAGCUGCCCGCCCCUCCCGCCGCCUAGCCCGCCCGGAGCGCGGAAUGUGCAACCUGGGAAAUGUUAUUGCGAUCUAAUUAACGUCAGCAAGUAUAUUCUGGACUGAAUUUGCCAGGCCUUGUAUUGUGUGCAAGCAUUUCUUCUCCUGGUGGUGAGGUUUCUUAGCAAGACCAGACGGAGCUCAGCCUUCCACCAUGCCCGUGCCUCCCCCUCCAGCUCCCCCUCCGCCCCCAACACUGGCCUUGGCAAAUACUGAAAAGCCAUCCCUAAGCCGGUCAGAACAAGCAGGGCGAAAUGCUCUAUUAUCUGAUAUUACCAAAGGAAAGAAGCUAAAGAAGACUGUUACUAAUGAUAGAAGUGCUCCGAUUCUAGACAAACCCAAAGGACCUGGUGGAGGUGGCGGCGGUGGCUUUGGAGCAGGUGGCGGUGGCAGCAGCGGGGGUUUUGGUGGUGGCGGUGGUGGCAGCUUCGGUGGUGGUGGAGGACCACCUGGCCUUGGAGGCCUUUUUCAAGCAGGAAUGCCAAAGCUCAGAUCUGCUGCGAGUCGAGAUGCCGAUGCCGGGGGAGGCCGCCCGCCCGCCCUGCCGCCCGGAGCCCGCUCCGCAGCCGCCAAGCCCUUCUCCCCGCCGAGCGGCCCGCCGCGCUUCCCGGGGCCGCCGGCGGGGCCGCGGACCUCCGCUCCCGAGGCGCAGAGGAGCCGCAUGCCGCCGCCGAGGCCCGACGUCGGUUCCAAGCCCGAGGCCGCGCCGCCCCCGGUGCCCAGCACCCCCCGGCCCGUCGCCUCCAGCCUGCACAACAGAGGGUCGCCGCCGGUGCCGGGCGUGAGCCGGCAGCCCAGCCUGGGACCCUCGCCCCCGCCGUUCCCGGGCAGCCGGAGCGCGGGGCCGGCCGGGUCCCUCCGGCAGCCCGGCCCCGGCGCGGCGCCCCCCUUCUCCGGCCGCCCGCCGCUGCCGCCCACCCCGGGCCGGCCGGCGGAGGACAAGCCGCCGCCCCCGCCGCCCCCCGCCGGGCACAGGCCGCCGGCCGCCCGGGAGGCGGCUCUGCCCCCGCCGCCGCCGCAGAACAGCAAGCCGCCCGUGCCCUCCGCCCCCCGGCCCCCCCUCGGCGCUCCGGCGCCCCCGCCGCCCCCCAGCAGGCCGGGGCCGCCCCCCGUCCCGCCCGUCCCCGGCGGCAGCGACGAGAUGCCGCGGCUGCCCCAGAGGAACAUCUCGCUGGGGUCCUCCUCGGCGCCCGGCGGCGGGGGGGGCCGCGCCGGACCCCUGCCCCCCCCGCCCAGCGAGAGGCCCCCGCCGCCCGUCAGAGACCCCCCCAGCCGGUCAGGCCCCCUCCCACCACCUCCUCCCAUAAGCAGGAAUGGAAGCACUUCAAGGGCUUUGCCUGCUACUCCCCAGCUGCCCUCCCGAGCAGGGCUGGACACCCAGAGAGCUGGACCACGACCACCGCUUCCCCCUGACCGGCCAGGCUCGGCAGCACCGCCGCCACCUCCACCGCCUUCAUCAGCUGUCAGAAACGGCUUCCAGGACCCAGGUGAUGAUGAAUGGGAAAGCAGAUUUUCAUUUCAUCCUAUAUCUGAUUUGCCACCUCCUGAGCCAUAUGUACCCAUGAACAGAAGUUAUCCCAGUAAACUAGCAAGAAAUGAAAGUAGAGGUGGCUCUGGCCGAAAAGAAAGAGGUGCCCCCCCACUUCCACCUAUACCAAGGUGAAAUGGGUUCUGGCCCAUCUUUGGGCGAUGUCUGUUUUCAGACUUCCUUCAGGUCAGCUCUCCUGUCCACAUCAUUGGAAAGUUGUCUGUUUUGCUUUUUUUCCACUUUUGGCUUGUCAGCUGGAACAAACUUCAGUCUCUAUUACAGAAGUAAUAGAUGCAGCUUAUGAACUAUAGUUGCUCAAAGCUAUAAACUUUAUUUGCUUAUACUGCGGGCUGUCAUGAAAGGCAUUUGUGGACCGUACACAACAUACGUGCAUCAUGCUUACCGUGUCCAGCCCUGUCCCCUCGAGAGCUCCACGGGAGGUCUGGCUUUGAAUUUAACGAGAGCUGGAAAAAAGCUGUGUCAUUCACAAAGCUGUUUCAUUCACUUUGGGUACAGUGGCUGUAUUAUUUGAAUGAUAAAGUACAAUCUAUUUUAAAAAAAAAAGUUUCUGGGGAAAACUGUGUAGCCAAGAGUUCCCUGGAUCCUUCUUUGCAUGCCUAACCUGGCCCAUCUGCUUCUGCGAGCCAUAGACCUACGACAUGGUGACCCAAGAGUUCAUCCAAAACCUUUUCACUUCAGCUUAGCCAAGCAAACCUUGUUUUAAAUAAUAGAUUACACAUCCUGCCCCGAGGAUGGAGUGUGUCUGGUCUUGCUUUUAUCUGUGGAGAAUCUUCCGAAGAAAAGCACAAGUGAAGAAUUCAGCAGCAUAAAAAUAUCUUUUUUUUUAAUCCCUCUUUCCUCGUGUUUUAAGUCUUAUGCUUUUAGUCACCUAAUUCUUUCCUAUUCUGAUGUGGACCAACCCACAGUCAUCCAUGUCCUGAAUUACUUUAAUGCCCUUUACCUGAGACUACAUACAAAGAGUCCUCAGAAAGUAGUCUUGGUGCAAAUGCAGCAAUUAUUGUAGUUGCAGGCUCCUUCUAUAAAGCAUUGCUAACAUCAGUACUCCACAAACUGCUUUCCAGUUGUUUCUUUGGUACAAUUAAAUAAUGGGGUUUGACUUAAAAAGCUUCCUGGGGCUUAGGUCACAAGUCUCAGAGAGGUUGUAUUUGAUCUGUGUUACAGUAGAGCAGCUGAGGUCAAAAAUGUGUGUUAAGUGAAAGCCCUUUGAUGUAGUGAAGGAGGUCCGGGUUUGUGCGUUCAGGUGGGAGCAUUGGCUCCAAAAUUUGCUGUCUGCACUGGUUCAAGAAAAGGGGGAAGUUCUGGCCUUCUGAGUUUACCAUGAAGCCUGUCCUUUCAAACUUUGCUGAAAGAAGUCUCUGCAGAGAGCUGCAAGGCUUGCUUUAAUAGAAGAGAGAGUAAAGUGUUCUAGCAUUGUGACAAUUGGUUAAUACGCUUAACGGCUUUUGAAUUUCAUAUAUGAGAAAAUAAUUCAUUGUAUGAGUACAUUGUACAAAUGGAUCUAAACACAUAUAAAAUGCCUUUGGAAAUGAGAGGAAGAUUGUAAUUCUGGAUUUGAAAUACUGCUGAAUGAUAGCUCUUUAUUAAUUGGACUUCUGAAGGUUAGCUCUGAAAAAUUUCGCCUCUGUUUUUUGAGCGUACUCCUUGGGAUCCCUAGCAAGUCUGUAUCAACAGCCAUGUUCCACAGGGUGUUGCUUAAAAAAAAGAAAAAAAAAAAAAAGAAAAAAUUAAAAUCUAGUCCUGUAGGUUAAGAAGACAUUUCUCUGGCAUGGGAGACAUGACCCCAAGUAUGCUCUGUGGCUGGCAUGAGGUCAGUCCUUGACAACCUAAGGGAUUUAGCCGAAGAGAGUCUGGACCCCACUGAAGUGUUUGUGCGUAAGGCUUCUUGCUCCGUCAGUGGGCAUGGAGGGGCAGAGACCCCCCUUUCUGCCUGACAGUGAAGGGGCAUGAGACAGAGAUGGAUUUGGCCAGAUCAGAUUUAAUUUGGCCUUUUCAGUGUUUGUUUACAAAAUCUUGUUAGCUGUGAUAACUGUUUUUUCCUUUUUAUAUCUAAUGACCUAUUUUAAGUUACUAUUUAUGGUCUUGAACCUGCAAUUAAAUGCGCAGGCGCAGGGAUGUAUCUACAUCUAAUUUCAGGAUCGUGGCUGUAAGAGUUUCUUAAACAGGUAUUAGUGGGACCUCCAUGUGACAGGGGUACCUCGGGAUCAAGCCUAGCGCAAUACUGAAUUUGUAUAUCUAUUUUAUGGAUAUCACUUAAACAAAGUGCCUGUCUCUUUGGGAUAUUAUUAUGUGAAUAGAAGUCCCAAUAAGAUUUUUAGGAUAGUAACUUAAAGGAUAAAUUAUUGUAUUCAAGUUUUUAAACUGAAGCACUUACAACUUUCUAAGGAACCACAUUUUGAAUUUAAGAAUACAGUAUUUUCAGUACCUUGACCUGCCAGAUCCUUCCUAAUAUUCAAAUAGCUAUGCAGUCAAAAAAAAAAAAAAUUCCAGAAACUAUACCUUUCUUGUAACUUACCUGCUUCCAGCAUGAUUGUUUUACUUUGAGUAAGUCAACAAAGAUGCUGCACAUUGUUCUGUCAACUCUCCGCAUCAUUCAAAAUAUCCUACAUUUGAUCUUUUGAGCGAGGUUUUCUGACCAGAAAUUCUGGACCACUACCAAAGACUUGGCAAACUUGCUUCAGUCUCACUUUAAAACAUGCUGUGUAAAAGGCCCUCAGUAAACAAGCCAAGAAACCUGGGCUGCUUGGGUUUUAGCACUUCUUUGUAGUAGAGAAACCUCUUCAGAAUGGAUGUUUGGCAUGUAUGUAAAAUAGCUUAACAAAGCAGAAAGAGGUAUUUUUGUUCACCUAACAACAACUUUACUAUUUAUAUCUUUUGCUAUAAAAGUUCUUAGAUAUAUUCCAGAACAAUGUGGCAUUUUAUCAUUCAAUAUAUUGCUUCAUAUAUUCGUAGCUAUUUACAAUAUGAUCAGUAUUAAAGUAUUUAUUUCACUAUGAAGUGUUAAAAAAGAAUACAAAACAGUUUGAAUCAAUGGUGCCUUAUGACUUUUUUAGUCAGCUUUCCUGUGUCUCACUAGAAAAAUUAAUAGGCAUUGCUCUUCCAAGUCCUAAUGUAACUAGAGCCGACAGUAGCAUCAUACAGCGUUUGAGCCAAGUCCCGCUGUUGUCGUGCUCAGUCCGCCAACUUCAGAUUGAGCUCGGUGUAUGGAGAGACUGUUGCAUCAGUCUUUAGGUGAGGUGUAAGUGGGCACUGGUCAGCCCUACAAUCAGUCAUUGGUAUUGCUCUGGAAAUUUAACCCUUUCCCCAAACCAGUGUCUCGCCCCGCUGUCCAUACAGCUCAGCUGACUUCAGCGUGGUUGCAUAGGUUAUUAGAGGACUAAAUUUGAUUCGCUGCUUGCAUAUAGGAUUUACUGGUUUUGUUUUAGUGCGUUGUAUUAUAAACCUUUACACCUCAAACUAUCGUUUUAUGUCAUCACUAAGGCUCGCAUUGUGUGACAACAGCCACGGAUGUUCAUUUUUGUUUAAUUCAAGUCAGUAAAUAAAAUGGGAAGAACUUUUGUACCAUAUGACAACAAA
This is a messenger RNA of Tyto alba (common barn owl), 5325 nucleotides long. It is a transcript of the gene WIPF1, whose product is annotated as WAS/WASL interacting protein family member 1. The record is from RefSeq and is a predicted model, not a curated record. Bases 358 to 1866 code for a protein of 502 amino acids. Gene Ontology annotation, molecular function: actin binding. NCBI's taxonomy places the organism in Eukaryota, Metazoa, Chordata, Aves, Strigiformes, Tytonidae. The transcript is spliced from 9 exons.